Messenger RNA from Fusarium vanettenii 77-13-4, 666 nucleotides. RefSeq lists its product as uncharacterized. Gene Ontology annotation, biological process: kinetochore assembly. Gene Ontology annotation, cellular component: kinetochore. NCBI's taxonomy places the organism in Eukaryota, Fungi, Ascomycota, Sordariomycetes, Hypocreales, Nectriaceae. The coding region runs from base 1 to 666 and encodes 221 amino acids. The record is from RefSeq and is a predicted model, not a curated record. The transcript is spliced from 4 exons.
AUGGCGGACUCGAUCGAUCAGCCCAUGGCCAACGGCCAGGAUGAAGCCUCUCAUUUGCCCAUAUCGGAAGAUGAGGAGAAGGUCCUUGCACUCUACGACAGAAUACAGGAGCUUCGGUUAGAAAUUGCAAUCAUCAACGCGCAACGCUCUCACCAGCCAGAUGAGCCAUCAUCGUUUACACCAGAAGAAACACGCAAGGCACAGUUGGAGCUUCUUGGGACAAGGGCAAAAUAUGUCCUGAGGAACGAGGUGAUUGACGCCGUUGUCAUGGCCAACCCAAUCCUCAAAGCCGUUCAUGGCGGGACAGAAGCUUCACCUGUUGAACGUGAACUUGUCCCAUAUGUGGAACGCAGAGACGAGGCAUCCAUUGCGGUUGCCCAGGAGGCGGCCAAGACUGGCAGAGUUUGGGACGAAUUGACCUCCACGCAGAGCGACACUUUGCUUGCCUCUCGGAAAAACGUGGCAUCAACUGCAGAGCUAUUUGAACUGGCAGAGAAGGCCAAGCAAAAGAAGAGGAUUCCACCGAACAACACCAAGAUGAUACAAGAGCAAGCGAAACUCGAGGCAGAGCUCAAGUCUUCGAGAAUGUUCAUCGUGACUACUGCAUGCACUGGGAAUGGCCUCCGCACCGGUCUGCAUCCCGGUGAGAACCCGGCUCUCGAGUAA